Molecule: messenger RNA, 1119 nt
Organism: Mollisia scopiformis
Lineage: Eukaryota; Fungi; Ascomycota; Leotiomycetes; Helotiales; Mollisiaceae
Exons: 3
Coding region: 134-1051 (305 amino acids)
Biological process (GO): mitochondrion organization
Cellular component (GO): SAM complex
Source: RefSeq, a predicted model, not a curated record
UUCGGAUGAGAAACCGACAUGAAGGCGGUAUGAGCCGGCAGAAUCAAAUGCGGUCUUAGCUUCCUACGCGUGUCUGGAAAAUCAAUUAACGUGAAGAUGCUCUGUGCCGCAACGAAGCACCGCUUUCUCACCAAUGCCACCCAAAGAGACGCCGUCAAAGGAAGAUGAAGAUCAGUCCUCAUUUUCGAGACAGACCAGGAAAGUGAGAGACUUGUUCUCCAUUCCUCCGCCAGUCAAGAAGUUGUUUGACCGAGUCCCAAUUGUUGUAUAUGCUCCAAAUCAACUGCCACAACGCGCCCCCAAACCCGCGAGGAUACCAAGUCUUUAUGUGUUCAGUACAAGCCAUGAUGCGGCUGCUGGGAAGCCGUCUUUCAACCCAAGUUGUCUAAAAUGGCAGACCUUCUUAAACAUUGCUAGCGUUAAUCACCGUCUCAUCUCUUCCAAUAACCACGCCUCUCCUACUGGAUCAUUACCAUUUCUACUCCCUGCUGUACAAUCCAACUCGCCUCAAGAUGCACUAUUGCCAGUAACAUCCAAUAAAUUUGUAAAGUACGCUUCAAAUCACGGUGGUUGGGUAGACGAGUCUCCCAGUAUGCGUUAUGAAGCAUAUCAAUCCCUACUUGAUCAUCGAAUACGAAAUGCAUGGCUCUAUACUCUGUACCUUGAACCGUUGAAUUUCUCCUCAGUCGCGUACCCACUUUACGUCUCUUCUACCUCAUCGAAUCCUCUUGUGCGAGCCUCGAUAGCAUACCAGCUUCGACUUGCAGCAGAAACAGAGCUCUUGAAACACACUUCCAUCAUAGACACCGACGACUUAUACAGCGAAGCGGACAAGGCUUUCGAAGCUCUUUCGUCUCUCCUUGGGGAAGACUCGUGGUUCUUUGGGAACGAUAAGCCUGCACUGUUUGAUGCAAGCGUGUUUGCGUACACGCAGUUGCUCCUGGACGACAGCCUGGGAUGGAAAGAGAAGAAGCUAUGUCGAGCUCUGAGGACGAGGGACAACCUUGUACGACAUCGAGAGAGACUGCUUGUAAGAUAUUAUGGCGGGUGACCAAUGAACCUCACUUUGAGAAAACACCAAAAUCCACUCCACGCCCUUGGAGCAAAAUAGUCCCAAAG